UGCUCUCCACUCUCCCUGACUGUAAAUCCGAUAGUAUAGCAAUCCACAGUUUAGGGUUUUUGUUCUCAUUUCUUCACUUUUUCUGCGAAAACGAUUUAUUAAAGAGAAGAAUAGUGCAGAACUGAAUAGAAGUGGGUUAUAACCCUUGGGAGCUCCACCGAUGGACCUUUCUCUCCUUCUUCCCAAAUCUUCCCCCACUUCAUUUCUCUGUCCUUUCAACCCCCCAAAGCUCCAGAGACCAAAACCUGUCUCGCUUCGCGUCACAAGAAAACGCAGACUUAAAAUUGCGGUGUUUCGUAAUGAUGUUGAAGGGUCAGAGAGUAUGGGGAAAACCCCAAUCAAAGCUGAUAUAUUCGGAGGUGAGAAGGAGAUUUCAGGGGUUCAAAAGCUAGUGGAUAGCAUGCCUUCAUCAGUGAGAUAUGUGAGUUCAGUUGUUAUAGUAGCCGGUGCAUUGGCUUCGGGUUACGGGUUGGGGAUGAAAGUUAAGGGUACUCGAGCUGCUGCUAUAGGAGGUGCUGUUGCUCUAGGAGCAGCUGGUGGUGCUGUGGCUUAUGCAUUGAAUUCUUGUGUUCCUGAUGUCGCUGCCGCUAAUUUGCAUAACAUGGUUGUGAGAAGUGGGGACCCAAGGUCUUUGGAGAAGGAAGCUGUUGAUGAAAUUGCUAAUAGAUAUGGAGUGAGCAGACAGAAUGAGGCCUUUAAUGCAGAGCUUUGUGAUUUGUACAGCCGGUUUGUCUCUUCCGUCCUUCCCCCUGGAGGUGAGAAUCUGAGAGGUGAUGAAGUGGAUUCGAUUAUCCAGUUCAAAAAUUCUCUUGGCAUUGAGGACCCAGAUGCAGCUUCUGUGCAUAUGGAGAUUGGAAGGCACAUAUUUAGGCAAAGGCUUGAAACUGGGGAUCGUGAUGCUGACAUAGAACAGCGUCGAGCAUUUCAGAAGCUAGUUUAUGUCUCAACACUUGUGUUUGGAGAAGCAUCAACGUUUCUUCUGCCAUGGAAGCGAGUUUUCAAAAUCACUGAUGCUCAGGUUGAAGUGGCUAUUCGGGACAACGCCCAAAGGCUGUAUGCUUUGAAGCUGAAUUCAGUUGGAAGAGAUGUUGAUGCGAUGCAACUUAUUGAUUUGAGAGAAGCACAACUCCAGUAUCGCCUAUCUGAUGAGGUUGCUGCUGAUAUGUUUCGGGAGCACGCGAGAAAGUUGGUUGAAGAAAAUAUUACAAUUGCGCUUGAUGUCUUGAAGUCUAGGUCAAGAACAAAGGGACUGACUAAAGUGGUUGAAGAACUUGAGAAGAUUAUCGCAUUCAACAAGUUACUUGUAUCCUUAAGUAACCAUCCCGAAGUUGCUCGUUUUGCUCAAGGGAUUGGACCUGUUUCCUUAUUAGGUGGUGAGUAUGAUAGUGACAGAAAGAUAGAUGAUUUGAAGCUGCUUUAUAGAGCGUUUGUGACUGAAUCAUAUUCCAGUGGGCGCAUGGAGGAUAAAAAGCUUGAGGAUUUGAACCAGCUGAAGAUCAUAUUUGGUUUAGGGAAACGUGAAGCUGAAACCAUGCUGCUGGAAGUUGCAUCAAAAGUCUACCGCAAACGACUUGCUCAAGCUGUUUCCAGUGGUGACUUGGAUAUUGCAACUAGCAAAGCUGCCUAUCUUCAAAAUCUAUGUGAAGAAUUGCAUUUUGAUCCACAAAAGGCUAGUGAAAUCCAUGAAGAUAUAUACAAGCAAAAGCUUCAGCAAGCUGUUGCAGAUGGUGACUUGAGUGACGAUGAUGUUGCUUCUUUACUGCGACUGAGGGUCAUGCUCUGCAUCCCACAACAAACAGUGGAUGCAGCACAUGCUGAUAUUUGUGGCCGAUUGUUUGAGAAGGCUGUAAGAGAUGCAAUUGCAGCAGGAGUAGAAGGCUAUGAUGCUGAUGUCAGACGUACUGUACGAAAGGCAUCUCAAGGCUUGCGUCUUACCACAGACACUGCCAUGGCCAUUGCUAGCAAAGCUGUGCGCGCAAUGUUUACGAACUAUAUAAAGCGAUCAAGGGCAGCUGGCAACCGUACUGAGGCUGCUAAGGAACUUAAAAAAAUGAUAGCAUUCAACACCUUGGUUGUUACCCAGCUAGUAUCAGACAUCAAAGGAGAGUCUCCUGCCCCACCUGAUCCAGUCAAAACUGAACCUGAACCCGAACCCAAACCCAUCGAAGAUGAAGAAGAUGAGUGGGAAUCACUGCAAACCCUAAGAAAGACAAGACCCAACAAGGAGGUUGAAGAAAAACUUGCUAAACCUGGCCAAACUGAAAUAACACUUAAAGAUGACCUCUCUGACAGAGAUAAGGAAGACCUCUAUCGUACCUAUCUCCUAUACUGCAUUUCUGGGGAGGUCACAGUAAUACCAUUUGGAGCACGGAUAACCACUAAAAAGGACAAUUCAGAGUAUCAAUUACUAAACCAACUCGGUGGAAUUCUCGGAAUGACUUCUAAAGAGAUUGUAGAGGUUCACAGGAACUUAGCUGAGCAGGCAUUUAAACAGCAAGCCCAAGUGAUUUUAGCAGAUGGGCAGAUCACAAAAGCUAGACUUGAGCAAUUGAAUGAGGUGCAAAAGCAAGUAGGCCUUCCAUCUGAAUCGGCACAAAAGGUCAUCAAGAGCAUUACCACAACUAAGAUGGCCGCUGCUAUUGAGUCAGCAGUGAGCCAGGGGAGGAUAACUAUACAGCAGGUUCGUGAGCUUAGAGAAGCAAAUGUGGAAAUUGAUAACAUUAUAUCAGAGGGGUUGAGAGAAAAUCUCUUUAAAAAGACAGUUGAUGAGAUGUUCUCAUCAGGGACAGGGGAGUUUGAUGAGGAAGAGGUUUACACGAAGAUCCCAUCCGACCUUAACAUAGACAAGGAUAAAGCUAAAGGGGUUGUUUUUGAUCUUGCCAAGAACCGUCUCUCCAACUCGCUUGUCCAAGCUGUGUCACUAUUGCGGCAGAGGAAUCGAACUGGAGCUGUGUCUUCUCUUAAUGACAUGUUGGCCUGUGACAAGGCUGUGUCUGCUGAGCAACCAUUGUCAUGGCCUGUGCCAGAAGAGCUUGCCGAUCUUUACUUUGUGUACUUCAAGAGCGACCCACCACAUGAGAAACUCUCUCGCAUGCAAUUUCUUCUUGGUAUCAGUGACUCGACUGCUUCUGCACUUAGAGAGAGAGGAGAUUAUGAUGACGAUCUUGGAAAUGAAGUGGACGAGUUCAACUUUUAGAAUAUGCACAUUGCCCUCUUCAUGGGUGGUUUUUGUUGGAUUCUGUUGAGGGGAUUUGCUUGCUUUAUGUAACUGUCUGAACGGCGAGCAGUACCUGCAGUUUUUGGACUUAAACGGAGUUGGGGAUUUGAUUCCAGCUUAUUGAGGUGUAUGUGUAGUUUAAGCCCUGAGAGUAGGUGACUUAAGUUCUCGGCAGAAAGUAAUAAUGUGUUUCAAGGUUAAGAGCCUGUAUGGUAUGUGCUUUUUGUUUACAUUGUGAAAAUUAAAUUAAAUAUAUUUGCAUAUUAAA
This is a messenger RNA of Amborella trichopoda, 3485 nucleotides long. RefSeq names its product translocon at the inner envelope membrane of chloroplasts 110 (gene TIC110). The record is from RefSeq and is a predicted model, not a curated record. NCBI's taxonomy places the organism in Eukaryota, Viridiplantae, Streptophyta, Magnoliopsida, Amborellales, Amborellaceae. Gene Ontology annotation, cellular component: TOC-TIC supercomplex I. Gene Ontology annotation, biological process: protein import into chloroplast stroma.